ACACUUGGUCAUUUGAAAACUGAAAGUCGAAAGAAGCGCACGUCGGUUGUGUUAAUUUUAUCCCACCAUUUUUGUAAAAAAAUAAACAAUGGUGUCUCUAAGUGAUCCCGCCGUACAAUCGUACAUUUUGUACUCCGCUAUCCUGGCACUCAAAGUGCUUGUGAUGGCAUUUUUGACCAGUAGAGUUCGUUUUGCCAAGAAAGUGUUCGCAAACGAAGAGGACGCAAAACCAACAAAAGGAAAAGUAAAACUGGACGAUCCGGACGUCGAAAGAGUGAGACGGGCACAUCUGAAUGACCUUGAAAACAUUCCCGCGUUCUGGAUUUUGGGGGCAUUGUACCUAACUACGUCGCCGGAGGCCGCUUGGGCAGCGCUUCUCUUCAGGGUGUACACCGUCAGCAGAAUUAUCCACACCAUCGUGUACGCCGUGAAGCCAUUGCCGCAACCGGCGCGCGCCAUUGCCUUCUUGAUCCCCAUGUUUGUAAAAUGGUACAUGGGUAUUGCAAUCGUGUCAAAUUACAUAAGUGCUCUGUAAUUUUAUUAGGCGUUUGCAUUAUUUUUGUUAUGGAU
This is a messenger RNA of Papilio machaon (common yellow swallowtail), 570 nucleotides long. RefSeq names its product microsomal glutathione S-transferase 1-like. The transcript has a single exon. The record is from RefSeq and is a predicted model, not a curated record. Gene Ontology annotation, cellular component: membrane. Bases 89 to 535 code for a protein of 148 amino acids. Lineage: Eukaryota; Metazoa; Arthropoda; Insecta; Lepidoptera; Papilionidae.